AUGGCAGAUGAAGAGCAGCAGCAGCCACCGCAGAAGCUGCCACUGCGGUCUCCCACCAAAGAACAACAACCUGAAUUAGAACAGUCCAAACUAUCCAACAUAGCCCCCGAGGCAGCAGAGGCUGAAGCAGAACAACAAGCAGAGGACAAUGCCGCUCCCGCAGACGAAGCGGAGGGUACCAUCGAUGCAGCACCAGCUACCGACCAAGACAACUUAACCACCGUCGUGCGCGGUGAGAACACCGAAGCCGCCGCACGCACUGCAGCUAUCUUUGACGAGGAUGAUGAAGAUCAAGACCAAAGCGACCUGCCUAGCUUCCGUAGACACGAUGCAAGGGAUGCUAGCGACCCAGAUGAUCCAGAUGCAGCAAUCAUUCGAAAGAAGAAGAAGAAGCGUCAUCAUAGUCCUGACGCACCAGCUGCAGCAAGGCAUGCUAGCGGAGAGCGAGAGAUGGAGCCAGAGCAAGAGGACGGCCCUUAUGCGAACAUGACUGAAGCAGAGAUCCGACGAGCAAGAACGGACAGGAUGAUCGACGAAGCUUUGCGUGCUGGAAAGAAGAAGGCGCCACGCAAGCGUGCAGGUGAAGACGACCUCGACAUGCUUGCUGACGAAGAAGUUGCACAGCUUCGAAGGGAAAUGAUCAAUGCAGCAGACGAUGAUGAAGAGGCGAACCGACUCAAGAAGCCUGGUACGAACAAGCUCAAGCUUUUGCCCAAGGUCGUUGCUACACUUCAGAAAAAUCACCUCCAGCAGUCGAUUCUUGACAACAAUCUUCUCGAAGGAGUCAAACGCUGGCUUGAACCUCUUCCUGACAAAUCCCUCCCUGCACUCAACAUCCAACACCAAUUCUUCCAGAUCCUUGAACGAAUGACCAUCGACACCAUCUCUCUCAAAAUGUCGGGUCUUGGUAAAGUCGUCGUCUUCUACUCGUUGUGUUCUCGCGUCGAACCCAAGAUCAAGCGUUCUGCCGAACACCUUAUCGAGAUCUGGUCGCGGCCAGUCCUCAAGCGUUCUUCAUCCUAUCGUGAUCGACACAUUGCCAGUGCAGAGUGGAAUCCCGAUGCGUUCGGACAAAGGUUUGCAAACACUGGUGCAGCACAAGUCAAGGAUAACGGAAGGAGGAAUGUUGGGAUUCCUCAGGCGGUCACGGCUGGAUUUAGGGUGGCUCCACAGAGUACGGCUGGUAUGAGAAGCGAUUCAAGCCACGAGGCUAGGAUGGCGAAUCAUAAGAGAUUGAAUCAGUUCAAGAGUCGGUUGAAGGAGGCCAAGCGCUGA
Molecule: messenger RNA, 1275 nt
Organism: Ustilago hordei
Lineage: Eukaryota; Fungi; Basidiomycota; Ustilaginomycetes; Ustilaginales; Ustilaginaceae
Exons: 3
Coding region: 1-1275 (424 amino acids)
Biological process (GO): poly(A)+ mRNA export from nucleus
Cellular component (GO): nucleus
Source: RefSeq, a predicted model, not a curated record